Theobroma umbraticum is the source of this 2924-nucleotide messenger RNA. RefSeq names its product ubiquitin-specific protease 25 (gene UBP25). The record is from RefSeq and is a predicted model, not a curated record. Gene Ontology annotation, biological process: protein deubiquitination. Gene Ontology annotation, molecular function: cysteine-type deubiquitinase activity. Gene Ontology annotation, cellular component: cytosol; nucleus. NCBI's taxonomy places the organism in Eukaryota, Viridiplantae, Streptophyta, Magnoliopsida, Malvales, Malvaceae.
GAGCCCAACAUCGUAGACCAAGACUUGUCAGAGUUGAGACGAUCAAAUAAUUCAGGAAAAACAUUUUAAAAAAAUUAUAAAAAAUGAAGCAACGAACCCUUGCGAGAUUUUUCUCACUCUGAAAGGCUGUCGCAAAGGGGAAAAGGAAAAUUUUGUUUUGAGGGCAAAUUUUCCUCAAAAAUUAGAAAGGAGAUGCGAUUGCGGCGGUGCGUGUGGCCGUCCGAUGAGAGAUCGGCGAAGGAGGACCACCAUUGUUGAUGGGAUUUGUCGAGUUGCAAAUGACUUGGCAGCCGAGUCUACUCAGUGACAACGAAAGGAAGCCCUCCUUAGGCUUAAGAAACCUCGGCAACUCUUGUUACCUCAACAGCGUUCUCCAGUGCCUCACCUACCCACCGCUCGCCAAUUUCUGCCUCCGCUCCCAACACUCAUCCUUCUGCGACGCCUCCGCCUCCAAGAAACCCCGCGACUGCCCCUUCUGUAUCCUCGAAGCCUGGAUUACGCGCUCCUUAACCCUCGAUCUCACCCUUGACGCGCCCAAGAUCCAAAGCUGCAUUAAAAUAUUCGCCGAGAACUUCCGGUGCGGCCGCCAAGAAGACGCGCACGAAUUCUUGCGGUACGUAAUCGAUGCUUGCCAUAACACUUGUCUGCGCCUAAAGAAGUUACCGAAAGGGAAGGAUGAAGGAGGAGGAGGAGAAGCGAUGAAUGGCAAUACCGUAGUUAAGGAGAUCUUUGGGGGUGCUUUGCAAAGUCAGGUGAAGUGUUUGGGGUGUGGUGGGGAGUCAAAUAAAGUUGAUGAGAUUAUGGAUAUUAGCCUUGAUGUUUUGAACAGUGCUUCACUUAAAGAAGCCAUGCAUAAGUUUUUUCAGCCUGAGAUUUUGGAUGGAAAUAAUAAGUACAAGUGUGACAAUUGUAAGAAAUUGGUGGCAGCGAGGAAGCAAUUGUCUAUACGUCAAGCACCAAAUAUCCUUGUUAUUCAAUUGAAGAGAUUUGAGGGAAUACUUGGUGGGAAGAUUGAUAGGCUCAUUUCAUUUGAAGAAGUUCUGGUUCUUUCAAGCUUCAUGUGCAAAGCAAGCCAGGAUGCACAACCAGAGUAUAACCUAUUUGGUACUAUUGUGCACUCAGGAUACUCACCAGAAUCUGGGCACUAUUAUGCAUAUAUCAAGGAUGCAAUGGGCAGGUGGUAUUGCUGCAAUGAUGCGUUUGUCUCACUUUCAACCCUGCAGGAGGUUUUGUCAGAGAAGGUUUAUAUUCUGUUCUUUUCUCGUGCUAACCAAAGGCCAGGGUCUUUCAUUACCACGUUUUCUUCCAAUGGAGUUAAACCACGGGAUUCUUAUGGAACUGAGGCAUCCAAAAUCGUAAAAGCUAUUCCUUUGAAACCAGUCCAAGCAAAACUUUGCGUUGAACAGUCUUCACGGAAGGAUAAGGUUGUAAAGCUGUCUUCAAGCCCCCGUGUGAAAUUCAAUAUUUCUGAAAAACCUGGUUCCAAAAAGCUUCCUGUUACAAAUAAUGGAAAAGUUGACUCUUAUAAGACUCAGAACAUAACUAUGAAUGGAGUUUUAAAGGAUUCAAUUCAUAUGGAGAAGAAUGAGAACGAUAUGUUUUCAUUGAUGAACAGAAACAGUAUAGAAAAGAGCAGAAAAGUUAAUGCUGUUGGUAGUGAAAAAAGCCAACCCCUGGCAUUGGCAAAUGGAAAUCCUAUAAGACCAGAUCCUUUUGUAGCUAAUGGUACUAGGAGCACGGCAGUCAGAGGGCAGGUUGAUACUGCUCUUGUUGAUGCCUGUGAUAACUCAGGGCGGAGGAAAAAUUCAGAAAUCUCUUGUGAUAUUUCAGGGCCAAAGAGAAAAUCAGAAGAUUCUUGUGAUACUGCAGGGCCAAAGCGAAAAUCAGAAGAUUCUUGUGUUAUCUCAGCGCCAAAGAGAAAAUCAGAACCCUCUUGUGAUAUUUCAGGACCAAAUAGAAAAUCGGAAGACUCUUGCGAUAACUCAGGUCCAAUGACAAAACCAACAGACUCCAGUGUUAACUCAGGGCCAAAGAGAAAAUCAAAAGACUCCUCAGAUUUCUCCCGGCCAAUGGGAAAUUCCUGCAUUUUGCUGUCCCAAGAUGCUCAAUCUCGUGCAGAAGUAGAAAAUAUGAAAGAAAUGUUGGAAAAAGAAGCUUCUUCAGUUUUGCGAUCGUGUGGCUGGUAUGAUACUGUUUACAGUUUCAUGUAUUCGAGGAAGAAGUUGUGCGCACUGGAGAUUGGAAGCACCCCGAGUGGCAAUGAUUUAGAGAAGAAGUUGAUUGCAGAUGCAAAGCCAACUUUUAUUCCACAAAUACCGGAGUCACUGAAGGAGGAGUUUAUCAAACGUCUCCAAUCUUUUAGCCAAACAAAACGAGAAACUAUGGGUCCUUGAGAAACUUGGCCGGUAUUGAAGCAAAUAACUUUUCAAUCUUCCUCAAGAUUCAGUUAUUCUAGGUUCCUGGUAAAUCAUAGAUGAGACGUCAUGGCUAAUAAGGUCCAUUCUUGGCAAUGCUUUUUGUGGUCUUGUUGCUGGGAAUAUCGUGGUGUAUAAUCUGUAAUACUAAUUGGUGUUUUAGUGAAUGUUACCGUCUCAUUAGGCAACUUCCGGCAAUGGUGGGAGAUUGCAACAUGGUGAUGGUAAAUGCCCUAUUGACUGAUUUUGAGAUGAAAGGGCUGAGUUGAUAUAUAUUUAUAUAUAUAGCAUUAAGUUUUGACCUUGGAGGCCUUGAAGUUGGUUUUUUUGGCAGAGAAGCGAGGAAUCUUAUUCAUUUUGUACGAUAUCUAUUUUGGAAAAAAAAAACAAUAUUCUUGAUUUUAUGGAAGCAUUACAAUUUAGCCAUCAAAAUGUGGUGGGAUGAUAGUUAAUUCCCUGUGUAUGUAUUUCUAUGAAAUGAGUUAAAUACCCCGUGUAGUAUGGUUGUAA